Messenger RNA from Sycon ciliatum, 7470 nucleotides. RefSeq names its product dedicator of cytokinesis protein 3-like. The record is from RefSeq and is a predicted model, not a curated record. Bases 255 to 6341 code for a protein of 2028 amino acids. Gene Ontology annotation, cellular component: plasma membrane; cytoplasm. The transcript is spliced from 58 exons. Gene Ontology annotation, biological process: small GTPase-mediated signal transduction. Gene Ontology annotation, molecular function: guanyl-nucleotide exchange factor activity; small GTPase binding. NCBI's taxonomy places the organism in Eukaryota, Metazoa, Porifera, Calcarea, Leucosolenida, Sycettidae.
CAGGAUGGAUGGACUUGGCCAGUUGGGGCUCGAUCGUGACAGUUUGGAGAUCGGUUGUGGUCGAAUGUCAACCAUUUCUUGGUCUUGUUUAUUUACUUGUAUUCUUCGUUUGACGAGAUUUUGUUUGUCCGUCGUGGCCAAGCGCCGAAGCCUCGUCCGUUCAAAGUGUCGGUGCGUGUAUUGGAUGAACGAGGAGGUGUGAUAUACGUGCGGCCGGCCCUGCUAAACGGGCCUUGGCUCUGGGUCCGUCCAGAAUGCCAGACUCCGGUCCGUGUUGGCGCUCAGCUUCCAACAAUGCUCGUCUGGGAGCAGUUAUCCAUGAUUACCAAGCUCGGGCGACCAGCCAUCUGUCUCUACAAAUCGGGGAUACUGUGCACAUCCUGGAAGAGUGUAGAGGCUGGUAUCGCGGCACACUAUUGAAGAAUCGCUUGACAGGGAUAUUCCCAGCUAGCUUCAUUCACCUGGCAGAUUCUACACCUAUCAGCUCCACUGGAAAUGAAGUACCGCGUCGACUUGAUCCGUUGGAACAUGAGCUCAGUACCGUGCUGCCACGAUGGCGUCAGCUUCUUCUCAACAAGUUCUAUGUGGAGAAGCACGAGAUGUUUGGGAAGCUGCACGAUGCUGUGCUGGAAAUCCUGUCCAUUCGCAAGCAGCUUGCCACCCGGUCUUUAUCCUUGGAUGAGCAGCGGCAACUUCGACACAGAGCCACCUUUCUUAUAGACUGGGGACAUAAGAUCAUGAGCUUGCCACUGACACCUCGAAACAAGGACAAGGAAGUCGUUGAUGAGCGCUCUGUUCCUCUCAUUGAUCUACAUCGCAUGCAUCAGCAAUCAGCGCAGGAAAUGGCGAAAGGAGACUCGACUAUCCGUACCCUCUCGGUGUCAGUCAUAACUUCUGCCGUUCGGAAGGGAACUGAUAUCAGCGAGAAGCUUCACCAUCUCUACUUCAGGCUCUGUUCGUUGGAGUGCCAAGUACCUGGAGAGUUUGAGCUUCAUGCUUCUCUGUAUGACAUGCGCGAUGACUCAUUCUUCAGUGAGAGGUGCACAAUGAAGUAUGACAAAAACGGAGAGCCAACCUCCUACGGUGGAGCCGAUAACUUGCGCUUCAUUUUCACGGACUUGGGUGCGUUUGAGCAGCUGAGGAAAGAGCCAUAUAUGUACCUCGUCUUUCAUGUGAUUCGAAUCGGAGACAUGAUGGUCGAUCAGAAGCCAUCGAAGGAAGCGUUUCGCUUCCGUCGACCAUAUGCAUGUGCUGUUUUCCCCGUGGACAGCAUUUUGCAGAAGCCAAUCCAGCCUCAGCCGGAGGCAGAAGUCUUCACAGCUGAGUUGUACCAGUGUUCCAAUGACCAGGAUUUUGCAGCUGUACACACCAGUAUCAUCAAGAAGCAAGCAGGAAACUACAAGCCAUUGCUUGCCCGUCUGGAUUUUAGUCUUCAAUCGUUCCAUGGCCUUCUGACACGGGUGCGUGAGGGGUAUCCUCACCUAUUUCAAAAGCCAGUACCAGUUUGUCGCAAGCUUGGUUUCCCAGAAGUCAUCAUGCCGGGCGAUGCUCGGAACGACGUGUUUGUUUCCCUGCUGUCGGGUGAUUUCCGUGGCAAGGAUAAUAAGACUGCAGAGAAGAACAUGGAAUGUACAGUGUCAGUGCUGCUCAAGUCUGGUGAUGUUGUCGAGGGUGGCAUUGUUCCAGGAGUUUCUCAAGACAGUGCCUCUUGUUACAAGAGUUACAUUGUGCGGCACACCAACACUCCACAAUGGGGCGAGAUCAUCAAGCUGGACGUUCCGCACGACUUGUUUGCAACGGCCCAUGUUCGCUUUUGCGCCGCCCACCGCUCCACCAACAAGAAAGGUUUCCACAGCUUCAUGCUUGCCUUCCUGCCGCUUGUGCACUUACAAGGAACAGCGCUCGCCGACGAUGAGUACAACCUGAUAGUGUACAAGUGCGAUGCAUCAAUCUUCAACCACCUUGAACCAGCGCAGUAUCUUGGACUGCCUUGGAAUGCCAACAUAGAUGAAGCACCUCCCAACAACCACCUGCCUCGUUCAAUGUCUUCAUCGAAGACACUGCGACUGAAAGUGCGCUCAACAAUCUGCUCCACUAAACUAACUCAGAACUAUGACUUGUUGAAGUUCCUCAAGUGGCGAAGUUUGCCGGAUAUGCUGCAUUCCUGCCUGCGUGGGCUCAUGGAUGUCAGUGGCUAUGAAGUUGUCAAGUUCCUGCGCGACACGCUCGAUGCACUGUUCGCUAUUCUGAAUGAACACUCUGCAGACUGUGGCCAGCUUGUUUUUCAGUGCCUGGUACACAUCAUUAAGCUGCUCAAUGAGACUAAGUUCGAGAACUUUCGCACCGUCCUCAACUCCUACAUUGAAGACCAUUUCUCAGGAAGCAAGAUUUAUGAGAAGUUGAUCCAUGAGUUGAAGCAAUCACUGCACAAUGCUCAGAACUGCUCGGUUGUGGAUCAGACUUACAUUCGCACCGUGCAGUCUCUACAGUAUAUCUUCAGGUUCAUAGUGAUGUCGAGAUUGCUCCAUACCCGCUCAUCACCAGAAAACGACGAGGAAAUGUUCCAAGCCGACCUGCUGGGCGUGUUUGACAGCUUUGUUGCUAUUCUGGAGCAAGACAAGUCAAAUACAAACACUGCCUUGCAGGCCUCCUUGCUGCAGUCUUUCCCAACCAUCUUUCUGGAAGUCUUGCAAGUUCUCCAGCCUGAUGAUUUCUCGCGAGUGAUCCAACGCGUGCUGGACUGCGUGCCUACCAAUCGCCUCAACAAUCAGAAGCUGCACUGCAUUGGCCGUAUCGUCAGUAGUGAUCUCUGGCGCAAUGAAGAUGCCCGCACAAUUCUCUUGCCAACGCUAUUGUACCACUUGAAGUCACUCAUGCAACAAGGAGAGCUGGAGGCUGCGAAGUGUCUGGAAAUCGAAGGCGAUUUACUGAGGGUUCUGAAGCAAGAUGAUGUAGGUGCAAUCCAUGAUAAUACAUCGAUUAUUUCCAAGUCAUUUCUUGCUGUGUUGAUGCGCCUAUCUGGUCAACGUGGCAAGUCAUCUCAGACAGCGACUGCCGCUACACUUUUCUCGUCACUCCUCGACCUGAUGACGGAAAGCCACUAUCAACAAUACCUGGUUGAUUUUGAUAGCUGGGAGAAGGCCGAGGGGUUCUUGACGGAGUUCUUUGACGCCCUGCGCAAAGUUCUGGAGAAGAGUCCGUUUCCAAACGACUGGGCAGCUAUGCAGAUUGCUGUGUGCAAGGUGUUUUUGAAAGCUACCAAGUGCUUCUCGACAUCCAUGCAAGAAGUCUUGCACCGUGAAAGGAAAUUCUCCGUUUCGCUAUGGACAUCUCUGUUCAACUUGCUCAUGGACAUUGCAUGCGCACCGGCCCUGCAGUUGGAUAAGUUACCAGCAGCCCAGCAAUAUGACUUCCUGGCUAAGCAUGGCGACAUCCGUGUGGAAGUUGGCAAGGAGGUAGUGGACAAGUGGCAGCAAUUCGACAUGACCCAGAAGUUGUCAUUCGUGCCAUCUCUGGCCGGUGUUUUCCUGAAGAUCUCACUGCUAAAGCAGCAUGAGCUGCGGAGACUGGUGAUACCGCUCUUCAUCAACAUGAUAUCGUGUGAACUUGCGGCUACCGGAGAUUUCCAGCAGGUAUGCGCUGAGCUGGUGGACAAACUGGACGACUUUGUCAGUAUCCAUGAUAUGGGCGACAACAGCUACAGAGAACAUAUGCACAACAUAAUGGAGGAGUGCUGCCUACAGGAUGCGGCAUUGCGUGACGCUGGUGGCAUGGAAUUUGUUGACUACAGCACUAUGCUGUUAGAGCGGCUACUUGAUCUUCGCAAUAUCCCGGACGGAGACGAGCACAUGAUUCCAAGGAUGCAAGCAAUUAUCAACUUGAUGCAAUACUACAAGCAGAUGCAGCGGGAUGCUAUGUACAUCAGGUACAUCUAUCGUUUAGCCAAGUUCCACUUGGCUGCCCACAACUACUCCGAGGCGGCAUUUUCCUUGCUCAACCAUGCUAAGAUACUAAAGUGGGAAGACAUUGCAGUGACAGUCAAAUGCGACUUUCCUGAUUUGCCACCAGCGAAGACGGAGCUAGAGCUGAAGAUCCAUCUUUACAAGAUGAUCAUUGAUUUCUUUGACAAGGCCAAGGUCUACGAAGAGGCUAUACCGCUCUGCAAAGAACUAGCCGAUCAGUAUGAACUUGUCACCUUCCAGUACAAAGAUUUGAUUCCAAUCUACCAAAGAAUAGCAGAUCUGUUUGGCAAGAUUGUGGAGGAGGUCCGUCCAGUCAGUGAAUUCUUCCGCGUCGGCUUCUACGGUACAAAGGCGCCAUCAUUCAUGAAGGGCAAGCAAUUCAUAUUUCGUGGACGCGAGUUUCAGCAUGUGUCCGACUUCACGCACCUGCUACUUGCCAGCUUCCCAAGUGCCUCGAUACUGAACUUCAACACAGAGCCAGAUGCCGAGUAUGAAUACAAGGAAGGCAUGUUUAUUCAACUGUCAAAGGUUGAGCCCAACAUCCAGCUCAGAGAUCUGGAGCGUGCGUCAGUGUAUGCAAGCCAACCGCCUGCUAACAAUGUGGAGACGUUCACUCUCAAUCGGCCUGUGCAAAAGGGCGAAAAGAAAGGUUUUGCGGACAUGUGGAUUGAACGUACAAUCUACACCACUGAGCUACCAUUGCCUGGACUUCUUCAUUGGUCUCCUGUCAGCCAUAGAGAAACUUUUGACAUUUCUCCUCUUGCAAAUGCGGUAGAGUGCAUAGCGCUCAAGAACAGAGAGAUCCGAGAAUGCAAGACGAGGGCAGAGAAGAACGCCGAGCAGCUUAACCCGCUUAGCAUGAUCUUGAAUGGUGUGAUUGACGCUGCGGUGAUGGGCGGACUGGCUGUUUAUGAAGAGGCAUUCUUGUCGAAAGAGUACGAGGAAUCAAACCCACAGGACUCAAAGCUUGUGGAAAGGCUGAAAGAAUUGAUCAAGGAGCAGAUCAUCAUUCUGGGUGAUGGCCUGGUAGUGCAUGCACGCCUUGCUCCAGAGGCCGUGCGCCCGCUGCAUGAGAAAAUGGAGGAGAGGUACUUGGAGAUGCAGCAAAAGUACUACCCGGAGAGCAUAGUGCAUUCGACCAAGACGAAUUUCAUCAGUCCCUCGCCAGCAACCUCAAUGAAUGAUUUGUCCAGGACAGCAGCACUCAAUGGAGACGGCAGCUCACCCGGAUCUGCACGAAGACCAACAGUUUCUGUCGUAGCGCCUGCCAAGGCUGCUACCUCCAAGGCACCAAAGGCAACCACUAACCUUGCUGCAAUGACACUGGCUAUGUUUGGCGGUCUGGAGAUGGCACCAGCUCCCAGCACCACCAAGUCAAAGCCACAAUCAACACCUGAUAACAAAGCUAAUGAAAGCGCGACAGCAACGACAGGGAAGAGUGCAGAGAAAAACGGGGUACACAGCAGUGAGCAGAAGCUGACUAGGAGACAGAGUGGGAUUGAGAGCGAGAUUCUAAAGUCAUCUUCUGCUACGCGGGACACGUUACUGGAGAUCACGACUGGUCACAGACGCCGGUUCUACACGUUUGGGACUAAGCCUGGUGGUGGUGGUGGGGGUGGUGGUGGUGGACGAAAUAAGCGGAGCAUGUCGCUGGCGCACUUGUCACUGGACCAGGAUGCCCCUCCGCGGCGUGCUACUCUAUCACCGACUGCUGCGCAGCACUCGCCAGGCCCCGUUCCGCAUAACCAGAGCCUUUCACUCCCCACUGAUCUGGAUCCCAGGGCAAUGUUAUCCAGGCCACGGGCAAUGUCCUUUGUACCGAAACCAGGCUUCUCUGAAGGCGGCGGCAGUGUGUUUCGCAGCAAUCGACGCUCUCGACUUUGCCGCCCGCGCUCUGCUAUCCUAAAUGGUGGUGGCAACGACGGCAAAGCUACCGGUGAGUAUGCAGAAGGUGAUGGUGACGAUGAUGAUGACGACGACGAUGAUGUUGCUGGCAAUCUUUUGCUUGCCAGCUCUCCUGUCAUAAUCAAAAGUAGCCCGCGGUUCACCAGGUCUCGCAACAGCAAGACAUCACUGCAGUCGUUGGAUGAAGAUGGCGAACCUAGCAAGGAUCAGCUCACGACUGUGCUUGAUACUGAGACUAAUGGAACAAGCAAUCCGUCGGUCAUGCUGUUUGCUGCUGAUACUGAUGCUGACUCUGGUCUGGGUAUGGUUUCCACAUCCUUACCGGCCCACCUCGGUCGAAGCAGUUCUGAAAAUGUCACGUCGACUGGUACAAUACUCUUAGCGAACAGGUAUGAUCCUCGGGAGAAGGACUUGCAAGGAUAUGAGGCUGGUGACAGGAGUUCACCACCGGUGACACAGUUGUCAAUUGUAUAGGCGGCGUGCAGCUAGUGGAAGCGGAAGAGAUUUGCGAUGCUGUACACAUCUGCACAGUUUGUAAUACUCUUGAGCCGGCUAUCAAGUUUGCUUGUUGAAGAGUAGUUUCAUUCUUUUGGGCAAGCAUAGUGUGGUAAACUGACAUGCAUGCCGCCGGUUCAGUCACUGUUAUAAACACUGCUCUACGUGGCUGCUCAGUGCUCACACAUGCUGCCUGCCUAGUGUGGGCACGCUGUAGUGAACACUAACAAUAGUAUGUCGGUGUUCACUACACCGCUACAACGUCGCUGUAUUAAGUUAUUACAGGGGUGUCGGACACGCUACGGUCACUGCAGUAUUGACCGUACCACUUCUUGCCCCAGGUACCGCGUGAAUCAUAAAAAUACACUGAUCUGGCUCUAGAUUUCCAACAUUUUCGGCUCAGCAACCCCUCCCCUCGAGUAAAUUGUACUGUAAGUUCAAAUUGCUGACCGUACCACACUAAAAAUACCUUCCAACGCCCCUGUAUUAUAUUGUACACUGCUGUUCUGCUCCAACAGUGAAGUGUAGUGCAAAGUUGGGCUGUGCAUCUUGAUUUCUAUGUUGUUAGUAUUUACUUUUGCGCCUUUCUUCUGCAUAGGUAGUUUAUGAGACGAGAGUUUUCUUGACUAAUUGGUCAGUUGCAUCACACAGCUGGUAGUUGGUUGUGGAUGUACACGUAUUUAUCACACACAUUUAUCACACACACGCCUAGCUGACCUGCUUUAACACAAUCUAUGUGUGUUUUGGCAACUUUUUGCCCAUAUGCACCAUGUUUUGUUAGUUUAUAACUUAGGUGUUUGUUUCAGAAUUUCGCUUGUAUAAGUGAAAUUCUGCUCUCUUUUUGUGUUGGCGGAAGUUCAAUGUCUCAAUGCCACGUCCUUACUCGGUGACCGUCGGUGACAUCAUCUGCCAACCAAGCUUGUACACUGUAGUUUGACACCCGUUGACUCUCGCUGAUUCCCUCUACCAGUCAAGGUUGUAGCUUGACUCCGCCAUGCCGGUUACUUUCAAGUUUCUAAUGACAUUCAUGUUUACCUUUGCUGCACUGUGAGCUGUUCUCAGUGCUCGUUGAGUUGAGUUAGGCAAUAUGAAAUCUGAUCAGGUGUCA